Molecule: messenger RNA, 8715 nt
Organism: Aspergillus clavatus NRRL 1
Lineage: Eukaryota; Fungi; Ascomycota; Eurotiomycetes; Eurotiales; Aspergillaceae
Gene: atmA
Product: DNA-binding protein kinase TEL1
Exons: 8
Coding region: 1-8715 (2904 amino acids)
Biological process (GO): DNA repair
Molecular function (GO): protein serine/threonine kinase activity; protein binding
Source: RefSeq, a predicted model, not a curated record
AUGGCGCAGGUCACUCUCGACAAGGCCAUCGCGCUUUUGUCCUCUGAGAGACUGAAAGAGCGCUCUGAUAGCUUAGCUGAUCUUAAACACAUCCUCCAGCAAACCAAAACAAGUUCCAAACUAACCUCUUUAAAUGACAAAGCCUGCCAUAAGAUCUUUGAAUCCCUUUUCCGAUUCAUUUCCGUCGAGAAAUCCUUGUACAACAAAGCGAGUUCGAAGGGGGCAUCUGGCUCACGGUUGUCCGCUUGUGCUUCCGUCAUUCGGACGGCUGUUGAUGUCUUCCUGCGUAACCUGAGGACGAAGUCGAUUCGGGCUAUCGUCGACCACAUAACCGAGAUUUUACAGGUUCCUGGAGAAGGACUGUGGGAACAUCUCAGUGCGGAUUAUUUGAAAUGCCUCACUACGCUCUUGCACUACCCUCCUCAUGUGGAGCAUCUAGGCGCAAAUGAGUGGGAGAAGGUCCUGAACUUUUGUCUAACAAGUGUCGGUGCCGAAGGAGAAGGGAAUAGUCAGCCAAACGUUCGAGAUAGCCACUCAUCUAUCCUUGAUGACUAUGUGGGUGUCAGCCCACGCUCGACGUCGAGAAGAACGUCAACCUUGGCUUUGCGAGAGAAACAAAGCGGCGAUAAAAGAGCAGCCGGGGAAGCUAUAGUGUGUAUACAGCUACUCGUGGCGACACCAAUUGCUCCUGUUCAAGCAUUUGCCGAAAAGGUUCUCCAAGGACUGACGGCAUUCUUGAAAUCGUCGUCUAUCGCUGGAAGUGAACAUCAAGCCGCAUUCAGUAGCAUUAAUACAGUUGUCAUGAGGGUUCUCUUUGGCCAGUCUGAUCUCGUUCGCAAUUUUCUUUUGGAAUUAAUACCAGUAAUUCGACAUCUGUGGUCUACCAAGCUUGGGGGCCUGAAGGAUGAAUUACUCGUCACAGUCAUGCUUUGUGUGAUUGUCUUGACUGAUGCGACUCGAAGGGAGCCGACAGAGUCACUGUCGCUCUUGACCGAAAACCUAUUGGACACCUUGUAUUCGGAGUAUAUCAGACGUCCAGAGAAGGACAUCCUCCAAAUUGAUGAGUUGAUAUUUCAUCGAGAGACCUCCUCGCAGACACAUGAUCUCACAUUGCAGCCUCGACUUGAAGUAUCCAGAUCUGAGCAUAACUGGACAGUUGUAUGGAUCAUGGCGAAGUUGAUGAAGUUGUCAGAAGAACUAACCAAGCGGCUAUCUCCUUCCACGGGUGCGGUCCCGAGCAAGAAGCAGCGCUUCACGUCGGCAUAUGAUGAGGUUUUCAAAGAUGCUGUCAUGUCCUCGGGCAACAAAAGAGUUUGUGCCCUCCAAUUGAUCCCUAUUCUUCUUCAAGAUCAUGUGGAUAUGGAAUCGAAAGCAUCUUUACUUCAGCGAUUGAUACCUUGCAUAAUCGACGACAACAACAUUAUAUCUUCGUGGACAAUGGUAGCAAUCGCAAGCAUUGCUAGUGACACUGAUGCGGCCGCUUCCCUUUCCCUGAAGAAGUAUUGGCAACAGACAUGGAAUCUUACAUCUCGAGCCUCCACAUCUCAAAAUACCUCCAGAGCUGCCUGCAAUCUUAUGGGUAGCAUUCUUCAGUUCGACCUUCUGGAGUAUUCCGUAGUUGCAGAAACGACAGCUUCAAUGCUUGCGUCGAUGAAUUUAAACGCACCCUCUAUUAUCUCAGAUGCGUCCUUGGGACUUUGGGCCACUCUAACCCGGUUAGGUGCGCAAACAAGUCCUGGCUCAGCCUCUAGCGCUUCCAAGCAAAUCUGCUCGUGGCUUCGAGAGGCUUGGACGAUCGGAACGGUGGCCGAUCGAGUCCAAACUGCGCAAAUUGCUGCUUUUGCACGUCCCCUGGACCUUCUGAAUUUGUUUUUGGCAUGUACCAAUAGGCAGUGUAAAUUGCCCAAACUCCAGUAUCGAGGACCGGGAGGACUCGUCGCAAAAGGUUGGCAUUUCUACCGGAGUAACCAGGAGCUAUUGGAAUACCUCUUCCACAUCAAUGGACUGCUGGGCCCUACAAGCACGCAUGAGAAGAACCAGCCAUUGACUUUGCAAUUCGCGAGUCGUCAAGAUCCAAAUGAUGAUAUAAUCCUGGAUAUGCUACAAGCAAAAGCCGAUAUUUUCUUGCAAACCUGGCGAUUGCUGUCUGAGAAUAAGACACACCAUGUGACUGUUGACAUCUUUCAGAUACUAAGUUCGUUCUGCAUCGUGGUUGCAAUGUACACAGAAUGCCUGCCCGAGCAGAAUACAUCACGAAUAGAGAAUCUGCAUAAAAAUUGCCAGCAGCUUUGGGAGAACCUCUGUUCAUUCAUGGCAUCCCGCGAAGUGACCUAUACACAAAGUUGCUUGGAACUUUUAUGUCCGCUCCUUGCACAAGAUUGCGGGCUAGGGAGGAAGGAUUCCGUUAUCGCUAACAGCCUAUACAAGCUGACGCCUCCUCUGACCAAGGUCCUGGAAACUUAUAGACAAGAUCAGAAACAAUUGCUAUCUUGCCCUGACCAAGAGUCCAUGGAAUUGGAUGAUCCCUUGAUGCAGUCCCACGACCUUCUGGCUGAGAAUAUGUGUAUCAUUAAUCUGAACCGAGAACAUCGCCCUCCCUUCCAAGACUCUGCCACUUUUCAACGUUCGAUGACUAUUCGGCUUUCGCUCUUUCAGUUAGGAUUUGCCUGUACACCCUUUUCCGAAACAUCGGCUACUGGUCCUCUGAUCGAGUAUCUUACGAAUCUGGAUGAGGCAGAUCUGUUAUCUGCGCGGCACUUCUUGCCCCAUAUCUACCAGGCAUGCUCAGUAAUGGACCGCAGCUGUCUCUUGGAUCUUCUCGAAGACAUGGGAGAAAAAUGUCUGCAAACAUAUCAACUAGAGCGUUGCGAAAAUUCACAGAUACUCUGCAUCCGUGUGCUGUCUAGCUUUGUCAAAGCAUGGACGAAUGGCGUGGGAGAUCACCUCACUGAUUCUGCCUCUGAUAUCUACAAUUGGUUUACCGAUGUGUUACUGGCAAAAGGCCGGGCUUCCUCUCAAGUACUCAUUGCAUUCUCUAGGCUUCUCAAGGAGAUCUUUGGCGUUAACGCAACGUAUACAAGCGGUCACUCAAGCCCAUCACCACGGACAAGUCUCUUCACAAUACUUCGAGAAAGCGAUAUUCUGACCAAGUUCAACGUUGGCAAUCUGAUCCCCUUAUUGUUCGGGCACUUCCCGCUAAAGAAUCAUGACGCCAUAUUUGACGAUGUGCUGGACAGCCUCCCGAGGGAUCCUGACUGGGAUGAAGGUAUCGCUCUUCGCUUGCUGAUAUUAGCCAAAAUAGCUUCACAAUGGCAUACCCUCCUCCGGAGAAGUAUCUACCACAUGUUCGAGACGCCGGCCCAAGUACCUCAUUCUCUUUGGUAUGCUGAAAAAUGCGUACGCGAUGUUGCUACAAUACUUGGCCUUGAAGAUGCGAGGCAAUUGUUUCGCCUUUUCUCAUCGCAGAUUCUCUAUACCUGGACCGAAACGCAAUCAAUUACCUCAAUGCCUUUCAGUAUAUUUGGAUAUCCUACGAUUGAGGACAUGCUGGUCGAUGUUCAAGAUGAAAUUGUCGGUCAAAUUAUGAUGCGAGCUAAUGAGCAUGAGGCGGAUGAACUCUCGAGCCGCAUGGGAACGCCUUUUGUUGAGCUUCUGGCAACCUCCUUCCAUAAAGCUGAGGCGUAUAGCAUAGCUCGAGAUAUUAGCACCCCUCCUGGGCAGGGCAGCCAACCCAAAGGAGUGGAGAAUCGACUUAAGAAGAUCCUAGGCGCGGAUCGCUUUGUGGAUUUGAUCGAGAAACAAUUCCCUCAAGUUAUAGCAACGUUCUUUGGGUCUCUAGAUCAAUACGAACAGAUCGAGAGGGCGUUCGCCAAAAGACCUAAUUUCCAAGCUGCUCUCAAUGUUUUGAAAUCCAUCACUGCCAAGAGUUUUUCGAAGGCCAUGCUUCCAGCAAAUCAGCAACCAUCGUUCAGAGCCCGUUAUCUUCUUGACGAGCUCGAUUUCCUCUGCAGACGCAGCGGGUACGAGCUGGAUACCAUCUGGACUCCUACACUGGCAACCUAUGUCUGCCGGACACUUCUGGAGUCCAUCCAUCCGGCCCUUGGGUCACUCCAUGCUUGUUCUAUCAUUCGCAAAAUUCGGAUCUUGAUGUGCAUCGCCGGUCCUGUCAUGCUAAGAGAUUAUCCUUGUGAGAUGCUGCUUCAUGGUCUUCGACCGUUUCUGACCGAUAUCUAUUGCGCGGAAGAUGCCUUGGGACUUUUCUGGUAUCUGUUAGAGGCAGGCAGGCCCUACUUGAUUGACAACCCUGGCUUUACGGCAGGAAUUUCAGUCUCCACCUUGCUCUAUCUCAGAAAGUUCUUGACAUCCUUUCCAGCAGGUACGAUGCAGGAAAGCCAGACCACCUCAUCUUUGGCAAAUAUUCGGAGGUUUCUUGACUGGUUUGAAGACUUCUUGAGCAACUAUGAAUCAAAUAAUCUGAGCGGAGAAGGACAGGCUUUGUUCCAGCGGCUGGUGGAUUCUUCGCGUAAAAUAUCUGCCACAGGGAAUGAAUCAGAUGGCAUGGACGAGCGAGACCUUCUACUUGAAGUAAUUCGUGACCGCAAUUCCAAAACGAACCUGCUAAGCCACUCCAUAUCCGACCACAUUCUGUCACUGCUUUGUACGGACUUCAAGAGCCUCCCGAGUUAUCAGUAUGAUUAUAUAGGGGAGGGCGAUGAUGCCAUUGCGAACUCCGUUGCUUUAUGCCAGACUCUUCAGGAUUUCAACCCGACAACUGAAUAUCGCUUAUGGGCCGCCCAGGUAAUUGGUAGAGUCUUCGCUGCUACUGGCAGGAUCAGCGAUGUUCUCACGAGGGAACAAAGUUCCACUUUAUUCGAGCCUCAAAUGGUUAGAUUGCACCUGGACGUAUUCUGCCAGUCAAAGGCGAGGAUACUGCAAAUACUCUGCAAUAUGUUGCAGAAGAGCAACCCCCUGGAGGUUGGCCUGGUUGAGCGGACCUUGCAGCUUAUCAUCAGUACUCUUGCCGUGUCUCCUGAAUUUGAAAGCUAUGGAGACACAAUACCUCCUUCCUGGCUGAAAGCACUGAUUUGGAGUCCAUACCAAUGCCCAUCCAUAGCUUUACGGGCUUCUGAGGUCAGAAAACACGAUGCAUUGGUUGGGUGGACUACAGGGAUGUCCGCUGAGCGCUGGGCCCGUAGCAUUGGACUGUUCUUAUCAAGAGCAGCCUCCAAAGAUCCUGUUAUUGGACCGUUGAUUACAAUUCUGCAUGUCAUUCCUCACUUGGCAGCCCAGAUAUUACCAUAUAUUCUCCAUGAUGUCCUGCUCACAGAGCUAGAAGGGGAAGCGGGCGUGCGUCAGACUAUCUCCGAAAUCUUCAGGCAAGGAUUACACGAAGUUGACGACAGUUCUAUACCCCAUGUCCGGUUGAUUCUCAAUUGCAUUCUAUACCUUCGAAAUCAGCCACGACCUCAAGAAGCGACCAUCGUUGAACGUGAUGAGUGGCUCGACAUUGACUUUGCACAAGCAUCCAAAGCUGCCAAAAUUUGCCGUCUGCCCAAGACUUCUCUCCUUUUCCUCGAGAUACAAGCAUCUCGUGUCGUUUCUGGCUCCCGUCGCUCUUCGCUGGCGAAGUACGAACCCCCGCCUGAAAUUCUUCAUGAAAUUUUCCGAAAUGUGGAUGACCCAGAUCUGUUCUAUGGCGUUCAGCAGAGCUCCUCUCUCGAAUCUGUCAUGGGAACCUUAGAGCAUGAAAGCUCCGGACUCAAGAAUCUCCUUUUCCAAAGUGCUCAAUAUGACAGCGCGAUACAAAUGUCGGAAGACACCAAUGCCAAUGCUUCUGGUCUCCUGAGGGCACUCAACUCAACCAACCUUCAAGGAAUCGCUAAUUCAUUAUCCUCAUAUGUCGGUGGCACGAAAGGUAGUUCUGUCUCGUUUGAGAGCAUGAUGCAAGCCGCAAUCAACCUUCGUCAGUGGGAUAUCCCAGUCUCUCCAUUGAACCUUUCGCCGUCUGCUGCACUUUUCAGAGCUUUUCAAAGUCUGAACUCAUCGAGGACUCUUUUGGAAGUUUCUUCUUCCGUGAAAGAAAGCCUUCUGGCAAUCUCAGACUCACUUGCCAGCACUAGUCGCUCGGCAAUGUCAUUGCGGACAGCAAUGAGGGACUUGGGGAUUGUGACUGAGAUCAGCGAUAUGUUGAGCGCGAAAUCUUCCGAAGAAAUCAAUGAAGUAUGGAAAGAGGUUGCUCAGAGAAAUACUUGGUUGAAGACAACAAGGCAGGUCGAAGUCAUCCAUUACAUUUUGAAUUGUCAUGAAGCUUUAUUCUCCUCUAUCAAAAGAAAGCGAUAUCUCAAAUCAGCUAUUGGACUGAGUGACCAAGAAGCGCAACUUUUAGAAGUACAAGUCAUCCGCCAAUCGCUCGAGAUAACCAGAAGCCAUGGGAUUCCGCAAGCUUCUCUGAAAUCCGCGGUCUGCCUUUCUAAGCUUGCGAAUUCGUGUGCGAUGCAGGGGAUCAAUAUUGAGGGAGCAGCGAAAUUCGAUCUCGCCAAUGUGCUUUGGGAUCAAGGAGAAAUGGCAGCAUCCAUUCGAAUGCUCCAACAACUUGACAGCCAGAAUGACAUACACAAACAGGCCAUUCCAAUUAGUCGCCCAGAGCUUUUGGUCACGCUUGGUCAUCACGUUGCGGAAGCGCGCUUGGAGAAACCAGAAGCCAUCAUUCAAGGAUACCUUGCUCCUGCAGUCAAAGAACUCAAGAAUCGCUCAGGAGGUGGGGAGGCUGGCCGAGUAUAUCAUGGAUUUGCCAUUUUCUGUGAUCAGCAAUUGCAGAAUCCUGACGGAUUGGAAGACUUCAAACGGGUUGAGCAACUUCGCAAUCGCAAAGAAAAGGAAGUGUUGGCUCUUGAAGAUAUGAUGAAGAGGGCGGAAGGUAAAGAAAGAGAUGCUCUUCGGCACUAUCGAACCAAGACGAAACAGUGGUUUGACCUUGAUGAUCGGGAGUAUCAACGCUUGCGACGGAGUCGGGAGGCCUUUCUGCAACAGUGCCUCGAGAACUAUCUUCUUUGUCUAAAGGAGAGCGACAAUUACAACGCUGACGCUCUGCGGUUCUGCGCAAUAUGGCUUGACAAAUCGGACAGUGAUAUUGCGAACAAGGCUGUCUCCAAAUACCUAAACCAAGUCCCGAGUCGGAAGUUCGCGCCUCUUAUGAAUCAGCUCACGUCUCGAUUGCUCGAUACGUCCGACGAAUUUCAGAACAUGCUGUUCGCAUUAAUCUUCCGUAUCUGUGUUGAGCAUCCAUUCCAUGGUAUGUACCAAAUAUUCGCCAGCAGCAAAUCGAAGGGUGGAAAAGACCAGUCUGCUUUAUCUCGUAAUCGAGCAGCGAACAAAUUAGUCGAUUACCUGAGAAAUGAUAAACGAAUUGGCCCAACCUGGGUUACGGUGCACAACGCAAAUAUCAACUAUGUGCGCUUUGCGGUUGAGCGGCUGGACGAGAAGGUGAAGAGUGGUGCGAAGGUACAGUUAAAGAAGUUCUUGACGGGUCAACGCCUCGAGCAAGAUGCCUCGACGCAAAGGCUACCGCCGCCAACGAUGAAGAUCGAAAUCCGGCUUGAUUGUGAUUACAGUGAUGUUCCUAAACUCGUUCGAUACCAUCCGGAGUUCACAGUUGCGUCAGGAGUGAGCGCACCGAAGAUUGUCACCGCCGUGGCCAGUGAUGGUCACAAGUAUAAGCAAUUGUUCAAGGGAGGCAAUGACGACUUGAGACAAGACGCUAUCAUGGAGCAAGUCUUCGAACAAGUGAGCAGUCUUCUCAAGGACCAUCAGGCAACGCAACAGCGAAAACUGGGGAUUCGCACCUACAAGGUCCUCCCACUGACCUCGAAUGCGGGAAUCAUUGAGUUUGUGCCGCAUACUAUUCCCCUUCAUGACUACCUGAUGCCGGCACAUCAAAAAUACUUCCCCAAGGACAUGAAACCUAGUGUAUGUCGGAAGCAUAUCAGUGAUGUACAGACACGCUCCUUUGAACAGCGUGUCAAGACAUUUCGCCAAGUGACGGAACAUUUUCAUCCAGUCAUGCGAUACUUUUUCAUGGAAAAGUUUAACAAUCCAGAUGAUUGGUUCAGCAAGAGACUUGCUUACACUCGAAGCACUGCGGCAAUCUCUAUUCUGGGACAUGUGCUUGGACUGGGUGACCGCCAUGGGCAUAAUAUCCUUCUAGACGAACGAACCGGAGAGGUCGUGCACAUCGACUUGGGAGUGGCUUUCGAGCAAGGUCGGGUCCUGCCGGUUCCAGAGGUGGUUCCGUUCCGUCUAACGCGCGACCUGGUUGACGGCAUGGGCAUCACCAAGACAGAAGGCGUGUUCCGGCGCUGCUGUGAGUUCACGCUCGAGGCACUACGGCAGGAAUCAUACAGCAUCAUGACGAUCCUCGACGUGCUUCGGUAUGAUCCUCUGUACAGCUGGACGGUCUCUCCACUGCGAAUGAAGCGAAUGCAAGAUGCACAAGAAGCCGGCGAUGGCCCCCCGAUGAUUCCUGGCGGUGCAGAGGACCAGCGAUCCGCAAACGAACCGAGUGAAGCUGAUCGCGCUCUGACGGUUGUCGCGAAGAAAUUGAGCAAGACUCUCAGUGUCACGGCGACUGUCAACGAGCUCAUCCAACAGGCUACGGAUGAAAGAAAUCUUGCUGUUCUCUACUGUGGUAUGUAUCUUCUCUUAGCUGUGAUACAAUAA